AACUUGCGUCGGUUGGUUCUUUGUCGCUAACGGUCUCGACCCGCUCGAUGACUUACACCUACCCGUUUCGGCCGACAUGGGCAAGUCGACUCUAAAGAUCGCUUCCAAAUCUCUUCGCUUGUGCUUUCUGGGUAUUAUGAGGUUCAUAAGAUCUACACUCCGAGUCUUCCCACUUUAGAUUUCUACCUGGUUUCCAAAUCGCUUCCAUCACUUUGAACUCCGUGGACUUGCCUCUUUCGAGCAGGUCUCCAAAAUGCGGGUUCCAGCGUGGACUCUCCGUCACCGCCGUCACCGUCGUUAGUGAAUGCGGCCGCGAUACAACACAAUAUAUCUGUGUCUGGGUUUUUUGAAUUAUGCGGCCGAUUAGGAUCUCUAUUCUGGGUUAUACUGCACUCGUCAUUAGUCCUAAUAUAUAGAGGUGUGGGAUGGGCAGAGAAAACAGCAACACCUCCUUCCUUCAUCUCACAGGUCUAGGGACUCUUCAACUUCUCGUUAGCAAAAGAAAUGUCUUUCAAAAAACUGGACGUCGCUAUCAUUGGCGGUGGUGUCGGAGGUUUGGCUGCCUCUUUAUCUUUGAGACGUCAAGGACACAAAGUCACCAUCUACGAAAGACGAAGCUUCACCGCUGAAGUUGGAGCGUCCAUUACCUGCGCCGCCAACGGAACGAAAUGGCUGUAUGAAUGGGGAUGCGACAUGUCCAUCGGAAACCCUGUUAUGCAGAAGAACCUUAUUAUGAGAGACUGGAAGACCGGUAAAGCCUUGGCUUCCUAUGGUAUGGAGGACUACAAGGAAAAAUGGGGAUACGAAACUAACAUGUUCCAUCGACAAGACUUACAUCUGAUGCUUCUCACUGCUGCCACAUCUACGGAGGGCGUCGGUGAACCUGUCACGGUCCACGUCGACUAUGUUUGCGAGAGUGUAGACCACGAGGAAGGGACUGCAUCUUUCACCAAUGGAGAGACCAUCAAAGCCGAUAUAAUCAUUGGCGCCGACGGUAUCCGAUCCAAAGUUCGCACAAGCAUCGGUGUCAUUCCCGACAUGACCUCUGCUCCUCAAACGUGCUUCCGAUGUAACGUGCGUACUGAGGACGUGAAGCGUCUCGGUUUGGUGGAUUACAGCUUGGACCCAGCCAUCCAGUUCUGGGGUGGAUUCGAGGUACCCGAUAUCAACAAAUACUUCAAGAUUGUCAUGUGCUCAGUCUCUGGCGGUACUAUCACUUCCUUCUACUGCUUCAUGCCCACCGAAUUCGCCCUUCAGCAUGUGUCUGAAGGUUUCCAAUUCAAGGAAGUCGCAGUUGAUGAAAUCCUUGUCGCCGCCUACAAGGAUCUUUUGGACAAGGACUGCCAGGAUCUUUUGAGGAACUCCAUCGAAAGGAUGCCUUGGAGAUUGUACCUCCACAAGCCUUACCCAUACUGGGUCAAGGGCAACGUCGGUCUUCUUGGAGACGCCGCUCACCCCAUGAUGCCUCAUCAAUCUCAAGGAGCCUGCCAGGCCUUCGAAGAUGCUGCUGUGCUCGGUCUCGUCUUCUCUAAGGAAUACCCUCAAUUCACUCAAGACCCGAAAGCCGGUCUCGCGAUGUACGAACGCAUCCGCAAACCCCGUGGCACCCGUAUCCAGACCGCAAGCCGAAGAGCCACCGAUGACCUCCAUGAGCGUAUCGGUUUCACCACCAUCUUCUCGAACGGAGCUGCCAAGGAAGGCGAACCAGACGAGACCGGUUGGGUCAAAUUGACAAUGAAGGAGGUCAACACCUGGAACCCAGCCGAGAUUCUCAAGCAAUACGCCGCCGAGAGUGCUUAAGUUGCAGAUUUUUUCCUGCUUCCAAAAACGGACACUAUUAGACUCGAC
Molecule: messenger RNA, 1848 nt
Organism: Marasmius oreades (fairy-ring Marasmius)
Lineage: Eukaryota; Fungi; Basidiomycota; Agaricomycetes; Agaricales; Marasmiaceae
Exons: 9
Coding region: 505-1800 (431 amino acids)
Molecular function (GO): FAD binding; monooxygenase activity
Source: RefSeq, a predicted model, not a curated record